Anguilla anguilla (European eel) is the source of this 3024-nucleotide messenger RNA. RefSeq names its product forkhead box protein F2-like. NCBI's taxonomy places the organism in Eukaryota, Metazoa, Chordata, Actinopteri, Anguilliformes, Anguillidae. The transcript has 2 exons. Gene Ontology annotation, cellular component: nucleus. Gene Ontology annotation, molecular function: RNA polymerase II cis-regulatory region sequence-specific DNA binding; DNA-binding transcription factor activity, RNA polymerase II-specific. The record is from RefSeq and is a predicted model, not a curated record. Bases 752 to 1903 code for a protein of 383 amino acids. Gene Ontology annotation, biological process: animal organ morphogenesis; regulation of transcription by RNA polymerase II.
GGUCGGCUGCUUCUGAACUCCCGCGCUGUUGUAAUCAUGUUCUGUCUCCUCGUCUUUUCCGGUCAAGUUUUCGCCGAUAUAUAACCUGCAUAACGCUGACAUUAAAAGUAUCACAUCUACAUUUACGAAUUACGCAAACGCCCCUCUCUCAACGAAGCUAUUUACAAAACUACAAAAUAAAGAUUCUGCGUAAGAGGGUAACUGGACCGGGGCCAGAAAUGGGAGGGCGAAUUAAGCCCUCGGUUGCUCCUUACUUCUUUGGGGGAUUUAGAAGGGAUCUACGGGAAAGAAAGAUUUAUGAAUUGAUAGGUGGUCGCGUUUUGUUUGGCGGAGUGGCUGUACGCAAGAAGUCGAGGGGCUCUGUGUUUCAUCUACUUAAAAGGAUUAAGACGAGUGAUGUACACCAGGUGGGAGGUAGAGCAACACAACCAGCAGCGCAGGAUUAUUAUCUCCGAGUAAACUUUCUUGACUGCGCAUAGAAGUGAGAAAAAAAGCCAUGAUAACGGAUUUUCACCGAGAGCGCGCGUUUCUCUCUCUUUCUCAUAAUUCUUAAACCGCGUCAUCCCACUUCACUUAUCAUAACAGGAAGACGGACGCUUAUUAUUAUUGUUUUUCUUUUCUUUUUGUGCUUUCAGUACAGCGGUCAGUCUAUUGACACUGAACAAGGCGUUUCUUCAAAAAGGGACCGUAACUGAAACGUGAACUCUCAGCUUCUUUUUGUCAGCUGCCGAUGUUGAGUUGAGGGCACAAGAUGACGACUGAAACUCCCCAACAGCAGUUGGACCCGCCGUCACAUUUACGAUCCCCGGCGCCUGGUGUUGUACAUUCCGCUCUGACGAAUGCACAAUCCGAUGCUGGGAGCGCAGCUACUGCCGCCUGUGCUAAUGGGAAAAAGGCGAACUCGGGUCUAAGGCGACCCGAGAAGCCUCCGUAUUCAUACAUUGCCCUCAUUGUGAUGGCUAUACAGAGCUCCCCGAUCAAGAGGCUGACUCUAAGUGAGAUUUAUCAGUUCCUUCAAGCCAGGUUUCCAUUUUUUAGGGGAUCUUACCUAGGUUGGAAGAAUUCUAUCAGGCACAAUCUGUCUCUGAACGAAUGUUUUAUAAAAUUACCCAAAGGCCUGGGGAGACCGGGCAAGGGCCAUUACUGGACCAUUGAUCCAGGCACCGACUUCAUGUUUGAGGAAGGUUCGUUUCGCCGCAGACCACGAGGAUUUCGGAGAAAAUGUCAGGAUUUGAAACCCAUGUAUCGGUUGAUGAACGGAAUAGGGUUCAGCACAUCCAUAUUGUCGAAAACCUUCGAUUUUCAGGCGCACUCCGCAUCCUUGGCUUGCCACGCCAGCGAUUACAACUUGGACGUGAUGGAGAAUUCGCCACUGGGUUACGAUGAUCAUAACGGUGGACACCGUGUUCCCCACUUGUCUCCCAGUGCAAGAUCCACAAACAUGGGCAGUUGUCCUGUAACGACUAAUGAAGACUACGGUCCAGACAGCAAUAGUAGCCCAAUGCCUCCUUUCUCAUCCAUGGACAGUGGCUUAGACUGCCACACUCCAUAUACAAGUACUUCUACACACUGGCCAUCCCCCGUUGCUUCUCCGUAUGUCAAACAAGAACCGCAGGCCUCUAGUAACCCACCAACAUCCUCCGGGUUACAUUCCACCGUGUCUACUUACUCAUUUGAACAGAGUUUUCUCCAUCAUAUCGCUAAGGAUACGGCUGAUAUUUCAGUGGGAAUACCUCGAUACCAGACGUACUCCUCCCAGGUCCGUGACAGAAAAGACUUUGUUCUUAACUUUAACGGAUUCUCUUCGUUCAAUCCAUCGACCGGUGGAUCUUACUAUCAUCAGCAGCUAAACCACCACCCCUACCACAGCGUCUGUGAAGAUGUCAAGCCUUGCGUUAUGUGAGUCUCCUCAGAUCCGUGUAAUAGGCCGACGUGCCAUGGAAAUAAGCUGAUGAGAGAAAUAUAACUUGUGACGUUUAUACUGAAAAAUCUUUUCAGGGUGAAGUUUUCAUUUAUCCAGAGAAAAUAUAACGAAUAGUAAUUUCAAUACACUGUCAAAGCGACCGUUUAUAGCAUAGCGAUAGUGGUACGCACACGUUUUGGAGUAAUUAUAUUGAUAAAGGGAUGUAGGCCAUUAAAUGGCCGCCAUUUCGUAUUUCAUUGUUAAGUAUAAAUACAUUUUGUUUUUAAAAUUGCGAACGUAAACAACUGAUUUUUGCAUUCUUGAAAAUAAGAAAAAUAAAGCUGAUGGCUGUAUUUUAAGUUACUUGUGUGUCCUGCCUUUAUGAAUUUGUAUUACCUUAAGUCAUUUGGAACAACCAAAUGUGUUUUUUUCCCCACUUUAUAUGAACAUUUCUUUCUUUCUUUCUUUCUUUCUUUCUUUCUUUCUUUCUUUCUUUCUUUCUUUCUUUCUUUUUUUUUUGCAUGGCCUCUGCACGUAGUCCUGUAAACGAUGUAAAUACUAAUCUGGUGCACUUGUUUUUCACUGUCGAUUAAAUUCACUCGCCUGACUUAUUUUCAUUGGACAGUGCAACAAAAACAGUUGGCAGCCAUCCCCGUGCAGCUACAGCAUAAAUCCUAUGGUCAAUUUUGUACAUCUGGUCAGCCGACAACAGCUGUGAAGUCCUCUGGUGGAUUUUUCUACAUACAAAAUUAUAGGAAUAUCAUUUUCCAUGUAUUUUUGCUGCCCAUUGAGAUUUUAUUUCUAUAUUAGCAAUAUGAUUAAUUCUCAGUUGUUUGCUAUCAAGAUUUCACAUACAAUGUAUUACUAGUCUUCGAUUGACUCAGGUAACAUAAUAAGUGAUCACCCUUUUUGCAUUUGAAAAUAUCUGGUUUUGAGUGGAAGAUGUGAUGCUUCGAUGUCUUUAAUUGUCACUGUGCUUCAAAAUGUUUAUUAUUUAAGAAAUACAAACAAUGUUAUUUUUUCACGGGAUCUAAACGUAGAAAAUAAAAUAGGUGAUGUGAUUUGUAUAGGUUGGCUUGGAAAAAUAAUAAUAAUAGCAAUUACUAGCUACUACUACUAGU